Messenger RNA from Chrysemys picta bellii (western painted turtle), 521 nucleotides. The record is from RefSeq and is a predicted model, not a curated record. NCBI's taxonomy places the organism in Eukaryota, Metazoa, Chordata, Testudines, Emydidae.
AUGCGGUGAGCUUGGCCAGCGUGAGAGCAGCAGUGAAGGAGGUGGAGUCCCAGCUGAAUGGCAAGGGCCUGAACCUGAUCAUUAAUAAUGCAGCAGUCAACUCCCAUGCCAUGCCGCAGUCAGUGCAGCUGGAGGAGAUGAUCUCCGUGUUCACUACCAAUGUGGUCGGGCCGAUCCAGGUGGCCAAGGAGUUUCUGCCCCUGCUGAAGAGGGCAGCUGAGAAAGCCGGAAAGGAGGGGCUAAGCUGCAGCAAGGCAGCAAUUAUCAACAUGUCCACUAAUGUGGGCUCCAUCGAGCUGUGCUUCAAAGUCCUGGAGAUCCCCAUGUACCCCUACCGUGCCAGCAAGGCCGCUCUGAACAUGGUGAAAAGGUGCCUGGCAGCAGAGCUCAAAGACACCGGGAUCUUGUGCACUGCCAUCCAUCCUGGCUGGGUGAAAACAGACAUGGGGACAGAGAAGUGCAGCACCGUGCCCUGUAAGGCCGAUGGCAAGCGUGAGACCCAGUCCAAGCGACUGCUUUGA